AACGAAGAAUUUGAAUAUAUUUUUUUAAAAUUAUAUUGAGUUUUUUUUUUUUUCAUAAUGUUGUUAAUAAGUUGGAAUUGAAUCCAGAAGUUAAUCAUGGAUUAGCUGAUUUUGUCUUGUUAUAGCUUUGAGUAAGAAUUCAACAGUGUUUGUGGUGCAGGUAAGGUGUUUGAUGAAUUGCCUAAGAGAGAAAGUUUUUUUUGAGGGUGUAAGAUGAAAUAUUUUAUGUCAAACUUACGUUGUUUUUCUUCUGCAUCAUCAUCAUCAUCACUACCAUGGAUUUCUCCUGUUCACUAUCCUAAAGCUAAGGUAUCGAAAUCGGAACCUCCACCAUUGGAACAAGAGUAUGUAAAGAAAACAAGGUUUAUAUCUCAUGAACAAGCAAUAGACUAUAUUAAACGUGAGAAUGAUCCUCAAAAAGCUUUGGACAUGUUUAACAAGGUUUCAGAGCAAAAGGGUUUUAAUCACAACAGUGCUACUUAUGCUACUAUCCUAAACAAGCUCGUUAAGGCGAGGAAAUAUAAGGGUGUUGAUGCACUUCUUUGUCAAAUGAAGUAUGAAACAUGUAGAUUUCAUGAGGGUAUUUUUACCAAUCUUAUGAAACAUUUCUCCAAGAGUUGUAUGCAUGAAAAGGUGGUUGAAAUGUUUGAUUUGAUUCGGCCUUAUGUUAGGGAGCGGCCUUCACUUAAUGCUGUGAGUACUUGUCUUAACCUCCUCGUGGAAUCGAAUCAGAUGGAUUUGGCACGGAAGUUUUUGUUAAAUGCCAAGAAAAAUCAUAGAAUGAAUCCAAAUACUUGUAUUUUUAACAUCUUGGUGAAAUAUCAUUGCAAGCGUGGGAACAUUGAGGCAGCCAUUGAUGUUAUGAAUGAGAUGAGGAAAUCAAGAGUUUCUUUUCCGAAUCUGAUUACUUAUACGACUCUGAUGGAUGGUCUAUGUCGGAGUGGAAGACUUAAAGAAGCAGUUGACCAGUUAGAAGAGAUGAUUUCAAAGGAUAAGAUUGUCCCUGAUGCCUUAACUUACAACAUCCUGAUCAAUGGUUUUUGCCAAGGUGGGAAGGUUGAUCAAGCAAAGAAUGUACUACAGUUCAUGAGAAAUAAUGGAUGCACACCGAAUGUGUUCAAUUACUCCGCUCUUAUGAAUGGCUUUUGCAAGGAAGGGAGAAUACAAGAGGCCAUGGAAAUUUUUGAUGAGAUGAAGGCUUUAGGUGUGAAGCUUGAUACAAUUGGAUAUACUACUUUGAUUAACUUCUUCAGUAGGGCUGGUAGGCUCGAGGAAGCGUUGCUUUUGCUUAAGGAAAUGAAAGAAGUAGGCUGCAAACCUGAUGCUAUAACUUUCAAAAUCAUCAUAGAAGCUCUAUGUAAGCUAAAAAGAUUUGAGGAAGCUCUUCAAAUGCUUGAAAAGUUACCUUAUGAAGGUGUCUUCUUAGACAAAGCUAGUUACAGAAUCACAUUGAAUUCCUUGUGUAGUGUAGGUGAAUUAGAAAAAGCUACCCUGCUGUUGAGUCUAAUGCUUGGCAGAGGUUUUGUACCUCAUUAUGCAACUUCAAACGAAUUAUUGAUUCGCUUGUGUGAGGUUGGACGGACAGCUGAUGCAGUUACAGCUUUGUCGGAGCUAUUAGAGACAGGAUUGAAGCCCGAGCCAAAUUCGUGGUUACUUUUGAUAGAAACUGUUUGUCGAGAGAGAAAACUCUUGCCUACUUUUAUACUGCUUGACCAGCUUGUUGAAGAGGUGAAAGACUGAAAACUUCUUAAUUGUCUUUUGGAUGUUGAAGCUUGUACUUUUGUAUUUGAAACUUGGUACAACCCACCAUCUCGUGGUAUUAGAUCCAGUCCAGUAGUUAAUUUUUUUUCUGGUCCUUUUGUCUUUCUUAUAUUAUCAUGAUAUUAACUGAUCAGACAUUUGAAGCAACUUCUCUUGGACGUGAUUCAAUUUAUUGGCGGACAAAUGCCUUAAAUUGUAUUACCUGUUUGCUUUGUUUGAUAUGUGCCUUGUCUUGUAAUUUGCCCAAGCCAAAUUUUGUAUUCUUCAUGAAGCUUCGGCCUGGUA
This is a messenger RNA of Beta vulgaris subsp. vulgaris (sugar beet), 2046 nucleotides long. RefSeq names its product pentatricopeptide repeat-containing protein At5g18475. The transcript has a single exon. Lineage: Eukaryota; Viridiplantae; Streptophyta; Magnoliopsida; Caryophyllales; Amaranthaceae. The record is from RefSeq and is a predicted model, not a curated record. The coding region runs from base 214 to 1740 and encodes 508 amino acids. Gene Ontology annotation, molecular function: protein binding.